UAUGACGUAACUGCGCAGUUGGCUAGAGAUGGCGGCACACGAGAAAGAAGAUACAGCUGUGUGUCUGUCAACUGCCGACGCGGAUCCACCAAUUCCUUACUACGUGGCGGAGCUCCUGAAAGAAGAGGUGGGUGAAGAUGUGAAGGACCUGAAGAAGGUGCGAGGGCUGCUGGAUAAAGCAAUGCAGGAGAAAGCUGCCCUGGAAAAGCAGGUGAUCAGUGUCUCAUCAUCUGUACCAUUGAAGAUGGAAAAGGCUCUUUCUGAAGCUGAUAGAGCACAGCAAACUCUGGGGAAUAUUGUGGAGCAGGAAAGGUGCUUGGCAAACUGCAUUGUGCAGCACUUGCAGAUCUCACAGCCUUGGAUGGACCAGCUUAGCCUUUUGAUGGGUCAGAUUGAAGAGACUGAGCGCUGCCUUGCUUACCUCCGCUGGAUAUCGCGUGUUGAAGAACUUAGUGAUACAAUUCAGCAACACAUGAUGACCAGCAACAUCUCAGAGGCAGCAAGUGGUUUGGUGGCCCUUGCAGAGCUUGACAUUCGUUUGCAGGAAUCUAGCUGCACCCAUCUUGUGUCCUUCAUUAGAGAUACAGUCCGUUUCUGGCACAAGAUCCUCAAGGACAAGUUGAGCAGUGACUUUGAGGAAGUUCUGAAGCAGAUGCACUGGCCUUUUGUCUCCAUGACACAGACAUCGUUGACUACCCCAGCAAAUAUGAUGGAGCUCACAACCCAGCUGGAGGCACUAUGCACUCAGCUUCUCAAACUGCAGACAUCAGAUGACUUGAUUUCAGAACAGAGGUUAUUCCCAGAGAGGUAUGGUUUACCACCAUCUGCACCUAUCAGCCUACCAAUUCAGAUUAUGCUGCAGCCACUAAUUAAGCGUUUCCGCUACCAUUUUUUUGGCUCUCGGCAGACUAAUGUCCUUCACAAGCCUGAGUGGUACCUGACACAGGUGCUCAUGUGGAUCACAAACCACUCUCAGUUCCUAGAAGAGAGAGUGCAACCCCUUUUGGAUAAAGUUGGUGCAGCAGUUGAUGCCCGGCUUGAGUUCUCACGGGGACUGCUGGACUUGGUACUAGAGAAAUUGGCCCAGGAUGUUCCCCGACUACUUUAUGAUGAUGCACUGUUUUGCCACUUAGUGGACGAAGUGCUUCUUUUUGAGAAAGAACUGCAUGGAACGCAUGCCUAUCCCAGCACCCUCCCUGGCACGCUGCAUAUCUUGGCUGAUGAGACUAUCUUUCAGAAGUGGGUCUCUGUUGAGCGGAAGUUUGCGCUUGAGAAGAUGGAUUCCAUGCUGUCGUCUGAAGUAGCGUGGGUAUCUCAAUAUAAGGAUAUCAGUGAUGUUGAUGAACUGAAGGCACCUGACUGUGCGGAGACCUUCAUGACUAUGUUGCUCGUCAUAACAGAUCGUUACAAGGCACUGCCAACUGCUCGCUGUAAGCUCUGCUUCUUGGAACUGCAGAAAGAACUGGUGGAUGAUUUUCGUAUUCGGCUCACACAGGUUAUGAAGGAGGAGAGCCGCAAUCCCCUGUCUCCACGCUACUGUGCUAUCCUUAAUGCAGUCAACUACAUUGCUACUGUAUUGUCUGACUGGGCUGAUAAUGUGUUCUUCCUACAGUUGCAGCGGAUGUCACUAGAGCUAGGCAGUGAGUUGGCCUCUUUGAGUGCUCUGCAAACAGGUAGGCUAGCAUCGAUGGAGGGCUCAGUCUUUGAUGAAAUGAUAAGCCUGUUAGAGCGGCUCCGCAGUGACAUGAUGGGAAGACUUGUGGAGUUUGUCCUACGGGAAACCAAGGAGGCUGCCAGGCCUUACUGCAAGGAAAGGUGGUUGUCUUUACCUUCUCAAUCAGAGCAGGCUGUUAUGUCACUGUCCAGCUCUGCUUGUCCCAUGAUGCUGUGUCUACGGGAUCACAUGUUGCAGCUGCAGCAGUCACUCUGCAUCACUCUUUUUAAGACCUUCUGGCAGGCACUAGCAGAAAAGCUGGAUAUGUUCAUCUACCAAGAGGUAAUCCUGGCCAAUCACUUUAAUGAUGGUGGAGCUGCUCAGCUACACUUUGACAUGACAAGGAACCUGUUUCCUCUCUUUGGUCACCAUUGCAAAAGACCUGAAAACUACUUCAAGCAAAUAAAGGAGGCUUGCAUUAUUUUGACACUCAAUGUGGGAUCAGCUCUGCUUCUACGUGAUCUUCUCAGGCAGGACAGGGGAGUGCAAGUUGCAGCUUUACCCAGUGAACCGUCCCCCGAGGCUGCACUUAAUGAGUUGGGCAUUUAUCGGCUGGCAGCUAGUGACAUUACAAUCCUGCUCAAUCUUCGGACUAACUGGCCAGGAAAAUAAGUGCACUUGAACAGUUCAGGUUUGUGGUUGCUGUGUUCCUGUAGAGGUGCACUGUUUAAUGCUGGACUAGACAUAAAGACAAUGAGGCACUCUAAAGUGUCAUCCAGAAGAAUGGACUGAACCAAUAUAAAGCCAAGUGACAGGUAUGAGCAGGACAUACAAAAAAUCAGGCUUUGUACCUUUUUCAAAAGGAGGAAAGAGGGGACACCAUCUUUAAAAGACUAAAAAAGCUAAUAUUUGUUUCUGAUGUAAUAAAGAGUCAGAGAAAUAGUUUCCAGUGUUUCUAGUAAGGGCUCUUUUAAUUCAAACCAGUUAUUUGUCCUGGGAAGUAAAAUCUUGGAAAUAUUUUAGAUGCUAGUGCAUGUGGCACUAAAAUUUUGAACAAAGUGGUGUUUAGCACAGGUAGCUUAAAUGGUUAUACAGUGAGUUCUGUAUGAAGUAAGGUUUAUAACUAACUGGUAUUAAUUCUCCUAGGUGCACAUUCAUAAAUACUUUCUCCUUAAAAUCACACAACUUUAAAACCAAAAGCAUGCUGAAGAUGGGGUUUUUCUUGUUCAGUUGUUCAUAUUCAGUAGACUGUUAAUUAGUUUAUUUGAACAGUGGAUGGUUGCAUUGCAGAGUACAGCCAGCUUGGAGGCUUUCUGCUGUGAAUCUGCUUCUUUUAUCUGUGCUGUCACCAUUGUCUCCAUCAGUGUAUUCUAGUCUUGGAUCACUCUCACACGUCACACACCUGCCAUCAGACAAGCUCAUAUCCAACUUGUGUUUCUAAAAGAUGUCUGGGAGGCGUCUGAGCCUCACAAAUUGUCCCCUCGUUAGCGAGGGUUUGGUAAUCUCUGUCUGCCCUGCCCUGAAGCUAUUAGGCUGCUGAAUGACAGACCCCUCCAGACACAAUAACAGCACCCAGCUGCAGACAAGCCCAGCCGGCUGGACUCCGUGCUGAGCCCAGCGUUCUCAGGCUUGUGUUUCUGGACAUUUUGCUCGUCAUUGUACUGUUGUGGAAUGGUGGUUUAUAAUUAAGUUUAUGGACAGAAGUCAUCUUAUCACUAGUGGUGAGAACAGUGAGGUGUGUGAUAAAUUGAGCUAUAUCCUGGUGCUUAAUUCUCUGUAGUAGUUAUUUAAGUAGCAAGAUUCAUAAUAAAUGAUAGCACUAUACAGUUUUUAUAUUGGUUUUUGAUUAAAUGUGCAAUGGAUUGCACUACAUAAAUAUACUCUCACAAUUUCAUGAGCAUAGAUAAUGGAAGUACCAUGUGUCCGUGACCACUGCAGUCCAUGGGUAAAAAGCAUAAUGCAUAAGGAAAUAUUAUAUUUACUUCUUUGAUUAUUACUCCAUUAAUACAGUGGUAUGGAAUACAUAAUGAAAGACAGAGCAGAAUGGUGGUGGUGUCUCAACUAUUGGUUUCUGAGGUUGAAUCCUAUCCCAUAAUCGUGGAGGUUUCACAUUCUCCUUUCGUCUGCCUAGGUGUUUCUUUUCGUACCUUCAAAAAUGUUAGGUUAACUGGUAACUCUAAAUUGGUUUAGUGUUUGGGAUUCAGUCUCUUUAUUUUAAUUAAUUCACAGAUAGAUGGAUGAGAAAAGGCCCUUCAUGCUGUUCAAAAUCCUGAGUUUUAUUAUGAAAGCCUAAGUGUGUGACCUAUAUUGUGAAAAGUAUUGUGCUGAUGUGCUGCCUACUGCUCAGUAGAUGGUUUUAAAAGGCACCAUAUUAUUGAAUUCACUUUUGUUCAGAUCAUCUGCAUGCCCUACUGGAUCCAUUUGUUUUAUUGUGCACCAUAUUUGUAAUGCAAAAAUACUUUAUAAUAAGUGUAUUUUGCGAUACCAAAAGAAGAACUUGAGCAAAUAGUAGCCAAAUAUAGUGUAGAACUUGAAAUAUUAAAUAUUACAUGAUCAAAUAAGAGCUUGCAUGUUGCAACAUCACUGUGUAAUAUGAUUACAAAAUGUUGAAAUUAAUAUUUUAUAAUCUGACAUUUUUGGAAGACGCUUUUUUUUUUUUUUUUUUUUGGGAGUUCACUAUGCAAACAAGCAAUCAACAGCUGGAGGAUGUAGAUUUGUAAUUGUCGACUGCCAGUAUUGGAACACGAUAACAUAUUCACUGUACAGUGAGUUGUUAAAUAAUGGCACUAUACAAGAUUGACUGCAUAAUUACUUCUAUGUACCUGAUAUCAAAAUAUCUACUGAUUGUACUUAAAUAUAGUACCUAAUAGCUAAUUUCAAACUCACUUCCCAGAGUUUACCUGACAUUUUUUUUUUUUACUUCUAAAUUUAUUAUUUUAACAGUUUCAAUGGAUGCGUUUCAGUUUAACGAUAUUUGAUCUUAAAAUUCACAGUCAUGAAAUAUUAAAAUGCAGCAUUGCUGGCUAUGUUAAAAAAUUGUAUUAAUGGUUUGUCUAAUUUUGUUUUGAGAAGCAUAAAUAACAUUCCACAGUAUCUUCCAUGCUAAUAAAACAAACUUAAUUUUA
Polypterus senegalus (gray bichir) is the source of this 4779-nucleotide messenger RNA. RefSeq names its product RAD50 interactor 1 (gene rint1). Gene Ontology annotation, cellular component: Dsl1/NZR complex. Gene Ontology annotation, biological process: retrograde vesicle-mediated transport, Golgi to endoplasmic reticulum; endoplasmic reticulum to Golgi vesicle-mediated transport; regulation of ER to Golgi vesicle-mediated transport. The coding region runs from base 29 to 2326 and encodes 765 amino acids. NCBI's taxonomy places the organism in Eukaryota, Metazoa, Chordata, Cladistia, Polypteriformes, Polypteridae. The transcript has 13 exons. The record is from RefSeq and is a predicted model, not a curated record.